CAAAACCGAAUUAGCGUUGAGUGAUCGGAGCGGCUGCUCAGUGAGCGCGUGAGACUCGUUACAGCUUCACCGUGUUCUUCGACGCUUAUUUGUUUUCAUGAGACAUUUGUGUGUGUUUGUUAUUGUUGAUGACGAUGACGAUGACGAUGAUGAAGGCGCUACCGGCUUCUCAUUUAAAUCAUCCUCAUCCACCUCGUUUGGUUUCGGCGCUUCAACAACAACCACCGCAAACUCCCCUCAUUCACUGAACGCGCUUAUUCACGGUCUUUCUGGCACGGGCUUUGGAGCCGCGACCACCACAUCCGCGUCCACGGGCUUCGGCUUCGGAUCAGGCGGCACGGGAUUCGGCUCUCUGGCCCCGAGCGGUGGCCCCGCCGCCCCCGUUAGUUUUGGGGGGUUUGGUUUGGGCCCCGCGGCCCCUGUGUUCAGUUUUGGCAGUAGCCUCAGUGGAGCAGGUGCGUUCGGAGGGUUCGGCUCCACCACGACCUCCGCCGGCGCCGGCACCACCUUCAGUUUCUCCACACCAUCAAACGCAGGUGCGAGUCUCUUCGGAAACACUCAGAAUAAGGGCUUCGGCUUCUCGUCCGGUCUGGGCUCGAGCGCACCGGCGGCAGCGGGCUUCGGCGGAGCUCUGGGCGGCGCUGGACUGGGCUUCGGAGGAUUCGGUGGCAUCCAGCCCGCUCAGAACCAGCAGGGAGGAGUGUUUAACCAGCAGGCGUCUCAGUCCAGUCAGCUCUUUAACACAGCCAGCGCUCUCUCUGCCCCGUCGGUCCUGAGCGACGAGCGCGACUCCAUUCUGGCCCGAUGGAACCAGCUGCAGGCCUUCUGGGGUGUGGGAAAGGGUUACUUCAGCAGCAGCACACCGCCCGUGGAGUUCAGCCAGGAGAACCCCUUCUGCCGCUUCAAGGCGGUGGGCUACAGCUGUGUUCCUGAUGUGAAGGAUGAGGAUGGUUUAGUGGCUCUGGCUCUCAAUAAGAAGGAAGCUGACGUUCGCUGUCAGCAGCAGCAGCUGGUCGAAUCAUUGCAUAAAGUUCUGGGAGGAAAUCCGACUCUGACGGUCAACGUGGAGGGAGUGCGAGCGUUACCCGACGACCAAACGGAGAUGAUCAUUUAUCUGGUGGAACGUUCUCCUAACGGCACGUCGAAGCGAGUCCCGGCGUCCACGCUCUACAGUUACAUGGAGCAGAUGAACGUGAAGUCUCAGCUGCAGCAGCUGGGCGUGAUCAUGGCCGUCAGUCGCACCGCACUGACCCCGGCGCAGCUCAAACAGCUGCUGCACAACCCUCCCGCAGGUGUGGAUCCCAUCAUCUGGGAACAGGCCAAAGUGGACAAUCCAGAUCCAGAGAAGUUGAUUCCGGUCCCCAUGGUGGGCUUCAAAGAGCUGCUGCGCAGACUGAAGAUUCAGGAUCAGAUGACCAAACAGCACCAGACCAGAGUGGACAUCAUCUCUAAUGACAUCAGUGAGCUGCAGAGGAAUCAGGCCACGACCGCCGCCAAAAUCACCCAGUACAAACGCAAGCUGAUGGACCUCUCGCACAGAGUGCUGCAGGUGUUGAUUAAACAGGAAGUUCAGAGGAAGAGCGGUUAUGCCAUUCAGCUGGAUGAGGAACAUCUGAGAGUUCAGCUGGAAACCAUCCAAUCAGAGCUCAACGCGCCGACACAGUUCAAGGGGCGACUGAAUGAACUCAUGUCUCAGAUUCGGAUGCAGAAUCAUUUUGGAGCCGUUCGUUCAGAAGAGCGUUAUCGUGUUGAUGCCGACCUGCUGAGAGAAAUCAAACAGCAUCUGAAGCAUCAACAGGAAGGUUUGAGUCACCUGAUCAGUGUCAUUAAGGACGAUCUGGACGACAUCAAGACGAUUGAAGACGGACUUCACGACAGCGUUCACGGUCGCAGCGGGAAACUCAGCUGACGUAACGCACGGACUCGCCCGAUAGGCCCGCGUCGACGCUAACGCGCAGCCCGGCCUGUCCGCAAGGGGCGCGGCAGCAUCUUUGUUCACGUGUCGGAUCGCAGAGCUCACGUCUCAUCCCGAAUGUGAGUUCGGAGAACUGAUUCCUUUCUAAGCGUCUAAACGUGAGAAAUAAAUGAGACGGAAACGUCGGGAUGGUGACGCCGAUCGCUUUGUUUUGGAGCAGCGCAUUUAUUUUUACUCCUGCGUGUGAUUGUGUGCCUGCAGUAGGCUGGAAUGUUUAACUGUGUUUGUGAUUUGAUUAAUAAAGUACGUUUCACUGAAUGAA
Messenger RNA from Labeo rohita (rohu), 2237 nucleotides. It is a transcript of the gene nup54, whose product is annotated as nucleoporin 54. The record is from RefSeq and is a predicted model, not a curated record. Lineage: Eukaryota; Metazoa; Chordata; Actinopteri; Cypriniformes; Cyprinidae. Gene Ontology annotation, biological process: nuclear pore organization; protein localization to nuclear inner membrane; NLS-bearing protein import into nucleus. Gene Ontology annotation, cellular component: nuclear pore central transport channel; nuclear pore. The coding region runs from base 98 to 1909 and encodes 603 amino acids. The transcript has 14 exons. Gene Ontology annotation, molecular function: structural constituent of nuclear pore.